CAAAGUUUGCUAAAUGAUAAACUUCAAAAAGCUUUCUAUCUUCUAGGCUGUCUCUAUUAAGUUUUUGAGUUUCUUUACAACUAUCUCGACAAUGGCGAUGAAUGACUAUGAAGUACAAAAGCAAAUAAACCAUAUGAUUGCAUUCAUUGAACAAGAAGCAAAAGAAAAGAUCGAGGAGCUGGAUGCUAAAGCUGAAGAGGAGUUCAACAUUGAAAAAGGACGAAUUAUCCACAGCGAACGUCUCAAAAUUAUUGAGUACUAUACAAAAAAAGAGAAAGCUAUUGAGGCCCAAAAGAGAACUCAGUGCAUGAACAAAAUGAAUAAUGAUCGAAUUGCUUUUUUGACAGAACGACAGGAACUUUUGAAUUCUCUAAUCGAAGAAACACGUCAACGAGUCAAUGAGAUGACCCACAAUGAGAAAACGUAUACAAAAAUUCUUAAGAAUCUCAUUUUAGAGGCAUUCUAUCAAACGAUGGAACCACAAGUAUUAGUUCGAUGUCGCGAAGUAGACGUGCCAUUAGUGCAACAUGUUAUGCCAAACGCUGUUCGCAAAUAUACCGAAAGAACUGAAACUGAAUUAACUGCAGAAAUUGAUACAGCAAUGUACUUACCCCCGUACUGUUCUGGGGGUGUUGAGGUGGUAGACGUUCACAAAAAACUGAAAGUGGACAAUACAUUAGAUUCAAGAUUAGACCGUAUUUGUAAGAAGCUAGAGCCUCAAAUUCGAGUGGCUUUAUUUGGUAAAAAUCCCAAUAGAAGGUAUGAAAUUUGAGCAUCCUAAAAGUAGUGCCUUCAAAUGUAAAUAAAUUAUAACUGUUGAAAAUAAACGGAAAAAAUUAAAAUUUUGCUUAA
Molecule: messenger RNA, 852 nt
Organism: Hermetia illucens (black soldier fly)
Lineage: Eukaryota; Metazoa; Arthropoda; Insecta; Diptera; Stratiomyidae
Product: V-type proton ATPase subunit E-like
Exons: 1
Coding region: 92-772 (226 amino acids)
Biological process (GO): proton transmembrane transport
Cellular component (GO): proton-transporting two-sector ATPase complex, catalytic domain
Molecular function (GO): proton-transporting ATPase activity, rotational mechanism
Source: RefSeq, a predicted model, not a curated record